Molecule: messenger RNA, 624 nt
Organism: Aspergillus fijiensis CBS 313.89
Lineage: Eukaryota; Fungi; Ascomycota; Eurotiomycetes; Eurotiales; Aspergillaceae
Exons: 2
Coding region: 153-512 (119 amino acids)
Source: RefSeq, a predicted model, not a curated record
CUUCUUUUGCCACUCAUGAAGUCAAACCAUUCGAAUCCAUUGAGCUCAACGCAGAUCGUGCCCUCGUCCUUUACUAGAACAACGAAUCCUUGUCACUCAAGACCUUCAAACAUUGCCACCUCUUUUUUUUUUGAGUUUGACCAAGCAUCACCAUGCCAUCCCUUCGCUCCAACGCCUCUCUAUUGGGUCUUCUGCUGCUCCUGAAUGCCUUCUGGACCAUCUCUCUCGUGGACGCCAGUCCAGUGGCACUGCAACGUGACGCCAACCAGACUGAUCACGCCGUCGAUAUUGCAUCGAUCAAUGCUCGGUUCACACAGAAUGAGCACCUAGCUGAGAGAGUCAACCCUGCCGGUGACGCCUUGAACACAAUCCACUCUAUGACCAAGGCGAAGAGAGAUGGCACAGACAGCUCUGGCAGCUCUGGCACCGACGACGACAACGUCAUCAAGCCGUCUGUCAGUUACUCCUUACUCGGCAAGGUUUCUACCAUCAUCGAUCAUCUGCGGCACUGAGAAAUCUCUCCUUAGCCUGAAUCGAUGCGACGGGACGCCAAUUGGGGGCUGGGAGUACUUGCAAUGCAAUUUAAAGUCUACAUUGAAGUUUUGAUAGAGGCAUAUUAGUUUG